CGCAAACUGUAAUUUUAUACAUUUGACAUCUUAAAUGGGCCUUCCGAGCGCCACCUCAUUCUCUCAUCACAUGCAACGCCCGCUCAUCGAUGACUCGUACAUUUUGUAGCGCAAGGGGUGGUUACAGCUAGUAGUGAAGGCUUGUGUGUGGACAUUAGCUAGCUAGCCAGCUAACGGUAGCUAGCUAACAUAUUGUGGAAUUGAAGACGCUUUUCAAGAACAGAUUUUCGAUACGAUUGCCCCACUUGACAGUAGCUAGAAUAUCUACGAGGAAUUGGACAAUAUACAAAUCUGCUACCUAAACUUACGUUGGCUCGCAUGUCUCUGCUAAGAUUUGCUAGCUAGUUAGUUAGCUAACAAGAAAGGAUAUUGCUGCGACUUAGUCAACAUCUACCUAGCCCAGAUUUAUUUUAAGAUUCUUAGUAAUCGGUGCCAUAUCUAACUUUGCACGUCUUGGUGUUCAGCCUUUGUUGGUGCAAUUUGUAAUUUUUUUUUGCAAGGAACCAAAUCAAAACCAACGCUAGCUAGCCAACAACGUUGGAGAAAAAACAAUCACGACGCAAGACUGGGUAACGUUAACUGGUGUCCUAGGUAACGUUAAGAUAAAUAGCUAGCCAGCUAACGUUAACGUAGCUGUCUAAAAAGCAAGAAAGGGAAGACGCUAUAGUUGUCCAAAAACGGGGUGUAGAUAUUUUUAUCCUGGUUGCUGAGGAACACCGAUAAAUCCAUUGACAUGAUGUUUCCACAAUCAAGACACUCGGCUUCCUCCCAGUCCUCCCAGCCUCUCAAGUUCACCACCUCUGACUCCUGCGACCGCAUCAAGGAUGAGUUUCAGUUCCUACAAGCACAAUACCAUAGCUUGAAGAUGGAGUGUGACAAGCUAGCUAGUGAGAAGUCAGAGAUGCAGCGUCAUUACAUCAUGUACUACGAGAUGUCUUAUGGACUGAACAUUGAAAUGCACAAACAGGCUGAGAUCGUGAAGAGACUAAGCGGGAUCUGUGCUCAGGUUCUCCCCUACCUAUCUCAAGAGCACCAGCAGCAGGUCCUAGGGGCCAUAGAGAGAGCCAAGCAGGUCACUCCUCCUGAGAUGAACUCUAUCAUACGGCAGCAGCUCCAGGUACACCAGUUAUCUCAGCUUCAGGGCUUGGGCCUCCCCACGAUGGCCCCUCUCCCCAUGGGUCUGUCUGCUCCCAGCCUCCCCCCAACCUCCAGUGCCGGACUGAUGUCCCUGUCCUCCAUCCUGGCCUCGCACUCCCACUCACAGGCAGCACAUGCACAGGCUCAGGCCCAGCUGGCUAAAGAAGACAAGGCCAGAGACGCAGCAGAGAGAGAACAGAGGGAAGAGGAUGGAGACAAGUCUGACUGAUGGUGGAGUGUGGAUGGGAAGGAGUGGAGAGCGGGCCGAGGGUGAGACAAGUUGGACUGAUGGACAACCAGGAGUGGAUCUACUGUGGGAGGGCUAAGGGGAGGGGGGGUGAGUUGAGUGUUCAUACAGUAGGUGUCACCCUGUGGUUCAGGUCUUUAGAGUUAUUCUCUGGGCAUCCACUCCAUCGCUUUCUUAUCCUUCUUUUUCAUCUUCUAUUAUCAUCAAAUCAGUUCGUCACCAAGCCAGUUGGACAGAUCUCCUCUGUCUGACUCCUUCCUCUUCUCCUUUCCUCUCCUCCUCUGUUCACUAUUGCUGCUGACAACCCAUUGCCAACAGAUACUACCCUGACCUCUAACCCAGAGAUGUGGACUCGAGUCACGUGACUUGGACAUUUUAUGACUUGACAUUUUAUGAAGCACCCCGCUCUCCACUGUCCUGCGAUAUUUAUUUAGCAAACGUGAUAACACAUCACUCCCAACAAACAAAAGCAAGAACUCUUAACAGAAAUGUUACAGCAGCCUACACCUAAACUGUAUGGGAAGAAAACGAGAUGACUUCUGUCUGAUCAACUAGGCUACUGACAACAACCAGGUGGUAAUGUUAUGUAGCCUAUUUUAUAGACCGUUUAUUUGUGUUAGGAGAAAAUGUGAUCAAAUUUGGUUUAAUCUAAAUUCAAACUUGGACUGGCUAGGCUACCUUGACCUUUUCAAACCAAAACUAUUAACUGAAAUUAAUCAAACACUACUGAUUUUACAUGGACUGUGUGAGUUACUUUUGAAUUAAAGUUGCAGAGGCCUACACGAUGUAAACCUGCAUAAAGCCAGCUUAGCCCUGUGAGUUGUAUUGUCCAAUUGCAAUUGUUGUGUCUGUAGAGGAAACCCUUGUUAGUCUAGUUUUUAAAUAUAAUUAAUGUGAACAAGUACAGGGUUGGUGCAGUUUGACGGGGGUUUUCAUCCUCCCUAGGGCCAGGAGUAAAAAAAAUAAUAAUAAUAUUGGGGCCAACUCACAUUGUCCAUAUAAAAACCAUUUUACAAAUGAUUAAUGACUGUCAUACCCUAUAAAGUCUUUAUACCUGGUUAGGUUACCAGAUUAGGGAAAGGUCUAAGCCCCAGGGAAAACUAUUUGCCCUACCACUCUGGGACCUGCCACCUCUGCAUCAGGGCAUCUGGAUCAGCCCCAAAAUUCGUUGCGUUCAGUUUGAAAGACUGUGGGGGGGGGGGGGUCCAAAAUCAUUGCAGUUGCAAUGAAAUUGGCAUAAAACACUUAACCUUUGACUUGAGGACUCGAAACCCAAAAUUAGGAACUUGACUCGACCUGAGCUGUGGGACUUGACUUGAGACUUGCCCGUUAUUUCUUGGGACUUGACUCAAAGCUUAAAACUUGAGACUUGCCGUUAUUUCUUGGGACUUGACUCUAAGCUUAAAACUUGAGACUUGKCGUUAUUUCUUGGGACUUGACUCAAAGCUUAAAACUUGAGACUUGCCUGUUAUUUCUUGGGACUUGACUCAAAGCUUAAAACUUGAGACUUGCAAAAUUGUGACUUGGUCCCAUCUUAGCUCUAACCCUUUAACCCCUGACCUCUGUUCCUCUUCUCCUAGUAGAAGUUGCCCUUAAGCUCAGAUUUAAACGAUCAAAACAUUACUGACCUUUGAUCAGUGUCUAGGGACAACUUCCUCCUGUAGGUCUCUGCUGAUUUGGCUGCAGAGUUACUGCUAACUCUGCUCACUGAUCUCAUAGACAGUGUUCUGAAAGGGCCACUUGAAUAAGACAGUCAAGUGUAAAAGUCAUAGGAGCUAGAGUGUGUGUGCAAACUUAAGUUUUAUUUUUAUGAACCACCUUUCGUAUUCUCCCUCCCGCCCCUGUCUGUCCACUCUCUUAACUGACCAAGUCUAUGGUCCAGUCCCAAAUCAACCCCUAUCCCCUAAGCACUUUCCCCUAGACAGAGGAAGUGUCCGAGGGGUAAGGGUUGAUCCUGGACGGGGCCGAAAUCUAACGGGACCUAAACUUCACAUCAAUCAUGUGCUCAUUCAGAUCAGAURCUAUUGGUGGAAAGAGAGAGGAAUAUAUUUGCAUAUGUCGUUCUGUUGGGGUUAGCAUAGCACUUGGAGCUAGAAUGUGUGGUGAGCGAGCCUGGUGCCAAACCAUUGAACACAGCUGUAGCGCACUAACCUAUUACCUACCCUCAGACGCGUAACUGUCUUUCUAAUUCAAGUCGAUAAAUUUUAGUUCUUCUCCAGGACAGUAGGUGGCAGCAAUGCCACACCAAAGCCAAACCAGACCCAGGGCUGUAUUCAAUCAAACCCCAUUACAGUAUUUACACACACUUUAUUCCCCCCCAAUGGAUUAAUUAAAAUCACAGGACCCUAAAAACCUACUACUACUGCCAGGUAGACUCCCCUCACAGGUAGAUGCUUCAAGUUUUCAGAAUAAGAAGUGUGAUUUUGGGCAGUAGUUUGUAAACCAAGACACUGUAAACUUUGCUAUUGCAGGUUUGAUUGCAUUUAGAGCAAAACUUGGACAUGAAUGGUUUGUGUGUUUCUGUUGUGAAGGGCCCAUUUAUAUAACUAUAUCAAUAUACAUAUAUACUUUUUUAAGCAUUUUUGUAUGUUUCAAAGCUGCUUUUAGUGUGUAUGCGUGUGAUGGAAGACGACGUUUCAGUGUAGCGUGUGUAUUAUCUGAUGUGCUAUGGAAAGAGGUACUAUCCAAUACCCCCCCCUCUCCUGCCCCCUUGACAAUGCUGAGGAAAUGUCGCCUCCUUGUUGAGCUUUGUAAAUGUAAUUUUUUAAACUCUUAAUUUUUGUCAUUGUAUGUGAAACUUCAUAAGUGUGUACUUGGCGAUAAUGUAUGUCAUUUGUGUUAUGAAAAACCAAUACUUAUAGCUUCAUUUAAAAGAAAAGACGUGGCGGGGAAAAGUCACAUCUAAUGUAAACCAACCAAACAGAAACAUUGACUACACAACAUGACUGAAAGAAGCGCUCGGCAGUAAGGAAAUGUCUAUGGUGCCUUACAAAUAAAUGACUCAACGGAGA
Salvelinus sp. IW2-2015 is the source of this 4395-nucleotide messenger RNA. RefSeq names its product TLE family member 5. Gene Ontology annotation, molecular function: protein binding; transcription corepressor activity. Gene Ontology annotation, biological process: negative regulation of canonical Wnt signaling pathway; regulation of DNA-templated transcription. The record is from RefSeq and is a predicted model, not a curated record. Lineage: Eukaryota; Metazoa; Chordata; Actinopteri; Salmoniformes; Salmonidae. Gene Ontology annotation, cellular component: transcription regulator complex; nucleus.